AUGGCGGGCGGCUGUCUCCGACGCCGCCUCGAGCCGCCUCGAGUGCGCCUCGCCUCGCUCUUCGUCUACUCGAGCCUCGUCUCGUGUGCCGCCUCGCGGGCGGGGUGGCGUGGCGGGCGGCUGUCUCUGCCGCCGCCUCGACAGCCUCGUCUCGUGUGCCGCCUUGUGGGCGGCGUGGCGGGCGGGCGGCUGUCUCUGCUGCCGCCUCGAGUGAGCCUCGUCUCGCUCUUUGUCUACUCGAGCCUCGUCUCGUGUGCCGCCUCGUGGGCGGCGUGGCGUGGCCGGCGGCUGCCUCUGCCGCCGCCUCGAGUGAGCCUCGUCUCGCUCUUUGUCUACUCAAGCCUCGUCUCGUGUGCCGCCUCGUGGGCGGCGUAG
Molecule: messenger RNA, 375 nt
Organism: Emiliania huxleyi CCMP1516
Lineage: Eukaryota; Haptophyta; Isochrysidales; Noelaerhabdaceae
Exons: 3
Coding region: 1-375 (124 amino acids)
Source: RefSeq, a predicted model, not a curated record